AUGGACAUAGUCUCGAACAGCAUUGAGCUACCCUUUGAGAUUCUGCGAGCCAUAUUUCUCCUGUCUUUGACGCUAGCCUAUCCUACCGAGGCCGCAAGUUUCCAUAAAUACGUCCUCGAACCGUCCUACAAGAAAGAGCCGCUUUCGUACACUCAUGUCUGUCGCUGGUGGCGAGCCGUCGCAUUAGCUGUGCCUGAGCUCUGGAUGGCGGUCUCCGGCACGCGUGAUUGGGUUGGAUAUACGUCGCCUGGUGUUCUGCGCAUUUGGAUGGAACAUGCCCACAACAGCCUAACCAUGCGGGACAUAGGACGCGCCAUACAUCCGUCGCAAGCCUUGCAUCUCCACCUAGGCAAUCCGCCGUCCACGAUGGAGAAAUAUACGCCACGAACUGUGAAGGUCCUCAAACACUUCUGGAAUCAAAUCACGCUGUGUCGCUCAUUGAGCCUAACCCUCGACCUAUACCUUAUACCACACUUCUACGACCUCAUCAAGGACAAGAACAAUCUUCCAGCCAUGCCACUUCUCGAAGAUGUCGAGCUUGUCUUCAUCUCUCGUCCUGCAGGCUUCUCAGCGCAAGGCAACGCCAUCAUCUCCUGGCUUAAGUCCUUGCCCGCCCUCCGCCGCUUGCGCUGGUUAUACACCCGCCGCAUCAUCAAGUCCAGCCCGCGGGUGUUCCUUGGGAAUCUGCCCUUCGAGAAACUCGACACCCUCUCCCUGACGUGCGCGAUGCCCUUCAAGGUAGCCCUGUGCUAUAUCGGGAGGUGCACCUCCGCGACGACCGUGCACAUCAACAACCUGGAGACAUUCAACCCCAGCGCGUUCGAGCUCCACCAGUUUGACCAGCCGAUCCUCGAACUGCCUAAUCUAAGGUCGCUGACGCUUGAGGGUGGCGAGGACCCGUCGUUGGCGCUGAGCUACCUGACGCUGCCAGGCUUAAAGCAUCUGAAGGUCAUCAAGCUUAUGCAGCGAGGUCCCAUGGACGGCAGAGAAUUUGAGGCCUUCUUUCGACGCUCUGGUUGCUCGCUCAAAAAACUUCACCUUGAGGAUGGCGAUAUACCCUCUGACAGCAUGGUUUCUUUCCUUGCUACACCGGAGGUUCAGAAAAUUAAGGAGCUGAUCCUCGUUGGGCUCUGA
Messenger RNA from Cyclocybe aegerita, 1134 nucleotides. The record is from the annotation of a GenBank genome assembly. Lineage: Eukaryota; Fungi; Basidiomycota; Agaricomycetes; Agaricales; Hemipholiotaceae.